Messenger RNA from Papilio polytes (common Mormon), 2392 nucleotides. RefSeq names its product estradiol 17-beta-dehydrogenase 2. The record is from RefSeq and is a predicted model, not a curated record. NCBI's taxonomy places the organism in Eukaryota, Metazoa, Arthropoda, Insecta, Lepidoptera, Papilionidae. Bases 252 to 1301 code for a protein of 349 amino acids. The transcript is spliced from 6 exons.
UUACUUCAGUUCGAAAGUAGACACACGAGAGUUCGGACGUGUCUUACGUCGUGACGCACCGUCUUCGCGAAACGGUAGCGAUUCAAAAUAACCUGUCUAAUCUUGUUAACUUUGAUAUUAGGAAGUGUGAUUGUGUUUUAAUCGAAAAUUUUAUUUGAAAUUGUUCUGGAUUUGUGUUUGAUCAUUUGGAAAUAAACUCCAUAAGGACUUGGAUUUUUUUAAAAGACUAGAAGAUGUUCGCGCAGUGAAGCAUGGACCCUCUGACGUGGCUAUCCCUGGGACUGCAGCUAGCUGCUCUAUGCUGCAUCGUGGGUGCACUUCUGCUGUACCUACUGCGCAAAGUUCGCGUCGCUGAGGUGCUGCCAACAGAUGGCGCAAAAACGGUGCUCGUCACCUCCGUCGAUACUGCGCUAGGCUUGCAGAUAGCAACAUAUCUAAGCGAUCGAGGGUGGCGUGUAAUAGCUGGCUGCCGCAGCGGUGGGUUGGGCGCGCGUUUGGCUGAGUCCUGGCUGCAGGCGCACGUUGCUGCCACUCCUGAGGAUCAGCAGCCACCCCGCCUCGCCACCCUCGAGCUGGACGUAGCCCGCGAAGACCUGCUUGAAGAGGCGGCGAGGGCCAUCGCGCAGCAUCUACCAGCUGGAGAACAUGGAGUGUGGGCAGUGAUUAACACGGCGGGUUGCGGCGGGCGCGGCGCGGCGCGCUGGGAGGCGGCGCUACGCGGCAACGUUCUGGGCGCGCUUCGCGUCGCGCGCUCCUUCGCGCCCUUACUCGCCGCCGCCGCCGCCGACCAUCCUCACGCGGGACGACUCUUCUACAUCGGUCUAACAUCGGAUACGGCGUGUGAGAGUUUAUCGGGGGCGGGGCAGGCUGGGCAGCUGGCGCAGUCGCUAGGCGUGCUGGAGGCAUGCGAGGCGGGCGCGGUGUGCGCGGCGGCGCGCUGGGGCACGUGGGGCGCGGCGCGCGCACUGCGAGCUACGCUGCGGCCGCGCGGCGUGCGGGUCGUACUGCUGCAUGCGCCGGACCUCUCAGCACUUGAAGUGUACGCGCCGCCCGCGCAGCUCAGUGCGCCCAGCCAGCCGGCAAGUCGACCAGUCAGUCCGGGUUCUGACAUAAGUGGUGGCAGUUGCGCGGUGACGAUGCCGGGCGAGGCGGCGGAGUACAGCGCGCGCGUGCUGCCGGCCGCCGCGCUGCGUGUGCUAGAGGACGCACUCACGGCGCCGCAGCCCAAGGACUCCUACUACUUGAAACUCAAACACGACUCCUGGUUCACAAGAAUGCCCUCUUUGAGGGUCGGACACUGAACUGAUUUGUAGGGCGUAGCUUUGAUAACGAAUUAACUUCUAGGAAGUUGUUAAAAUUGGUUCAUGAUUGAAAACAUGGGUCGUAUUGAAAUGUUUUGUAAUUGAACAAAGGUAAUACUGUAAGUGAACUUGGUCUGAAUUAUUACAAUAAAGCAAAGGCGAGUUUAAAUACAAGUUAAUGCCAGAAAAGGCGGACAUUUUGACGACUAUCAAAUAGGGUUAUUAUUCAAAAACUAUUGAAAAUAUUUAAAGAAAUCGUAGAAAAAUAAACUCAGAGCUGCGCCCACUUUACUCUCAUUUAACGACGGACAAUUUCUCCUUGUAAACGUAUAUAAACAUAAUUGAAUAUGUCGAAUACACAUACCAUCACAUAAUAUACACUAAAUUAUAUAAUCCAAACACUAUUUUUAUCGGACAAUUAGUUUAAAUAUGAAAUAACCAUAACUAGCGUUAAAAAUUAAAUGAACUAGGUUCACUUAUCCAAAGAAAUAUUAUUUUACUUUGCUAAUAUUUAAAUCCAGGCGUUGCAUAAAACCAGAUUUUUUAGCAAACCUGAAUUCAUAUACUCAUUUUAUUAUUGUUUUCUAUAAUCUAUGUUCAUAAUGCUUUUUUUAUUCUGUUUCUUUUUCGACCCACUGGUUCCUUGUUAGUCGAGGGCACAGGGCAGUGGAGGUAUUGUGCCAAAACACAAAAGGUACUAACAAAUUACUAAUUUAAACAUUAAAAAGUAUUUAUAUAAUGGAAAUUGCUUUAAUGAGAUUUUAACUUUGAUAGUACCUUUCUUUACGAUCAUUCUUAAGGAUGAUGAUGGACAAAUGCCAUUUAACAACGAGAACAUUUUUGUUGUUUGCUUUUUAUAAAGAUAGCAAAUAGAGGCACUCUGUGCUAAUGUUUUAAAUGGGUUGAUAUUGGUGACUAUGGGCGAGGUAUCUUGUACUCGAUUUUAUAUAGAAACCCUAAGGAACCAUGACUAAGAUAGACUUAGUAGAAAUCGGGAGGUUGGCAGAUUGUGGGGUUAUUUAAAGAUGUCACAAUAAAUAUGUAAAUAACUUUUGUGUUGUAUAUUAAAAAAUAAAAUAUACUUUUUAAAA